AUGGAUGGUAAAAAGUCUAUUUCAAAUUUAUUUUCAUAUGCCAGUGGUAAUUCAAAAAAUUUACUUACCGAAAGUGAAUCUAGGAAACAUUCAAUUUGUACAAUUUAUAAUGGAAAAAAUUGUUUGACCCCGUGUUAUGAGUAUCCCUAUUAUACAUCUAAUAUUCAAUCUUAUGGCGUUAUUGAAGAACAUCUUAAAGGUGCUAGUAAUGGGUUAAAUAAAUAUCCUUCUCAGUCAUCUAUCGAUACCAAGAAACCGAAAAAGAGUUUAUUGUACAUUAAUUCAUCAAGUAUUGGAAAAUUUUUUGAAAAUCAAUUUAAUACAAAAUUAUUUUUUAUGGAUUGA
Messenger RNA from Strongyloides ratti, 345 nucleotides. RefSeq lists its product as hypothetical. The transcript is spliced from 2 exons. The coding region runs from base 1 to 345 and encodes 114 amino acids. The record is from RefSeq and is a predicted model, not a curated record. Lineage: Eukaryota; Metazoa; Nematoda; Chromadorea; Rhabditida; Strongyloididae.